This is a messenger RNA of Lycium ferocissimum, 3161 nucleotides long. RefSeq names its product serine/threonine-protein kinase/endoribonuclease IRE1a. The record is from RefSeq and is a predicted model, not a curated record. NCBI's taxonomy places the organism in Eukaryota, Viridiplantae, Streptophyta, Magnoliopsida, Solanales, Solanaceae. Gene Ontology annotation, molecular function: RNA endonuclease activity; protein serine/threonine kinase activity; ATP binding. Gene Ontology annotation, cellular component: IRE1-TRAF2-ASK1 complex. Bases 290 to 2944 code for a protein of 884 amino acids. Gene Ontology annotation, biological process: protein phosphorylation; intrinsic apoptotic signaling pathway in response to endoplasmic reticulum stress; mRNA processing. The transcript is spliced from 7 exons.
UUCAAAGGUUGACUGAAAUGUAACAGUUUAGAAAAGACAAAAGACAGCAGUCGAGGGAGGAAAUCCCAAAAUCCAGGAGAAACAACAUCCUCCUCCUACUACUAUACCCUUUUUUACAUAUUUCGAAUCUCUUAUUAUUGCUCUUUCCCUCCUUGUAGAUUUCCUCAAUAUCAAUCUUCCAUGUAACCCAUAACUCUAUCAUACGUUACCUAUCUCAUUUAUUUAAUUACCCCAAAAAGGGAAAAAAAAAAGUUAAAGAAACAGUCACUUUUGUGGACAAAAUUUGAAUAUGUUGAUGAAACGCUACUGGGUGAUUCUGGUAUGCAUUUUACUGUUAUUUUUGGGCUUUACGAGUAGUUCAAUUGAGGGAAUUUUUGAUGGGGUUACGCUAGCUCCGGCCAGGAGGAAUCUGCUGUCAUCAGAAUUAAAGAAACCUGAGACAGCACUGUUUGCUGAACCAGAUGGUACAGUUUAUUUAAGGGAGCAAAAUAGCUUAAAUACUAUGAAACCACCACUCUGGUCAUUUAGAUCCGGGCCACCAAUCUACUCUUCUUAUCAGGCUCCUGUUAACUACAAUAACAGCAGGGAGGCAUCAUCUGAUAUAGGAAGUGGUUACUUCAUUGACUGUGGCGGGGAUGACUGGGAAUUGUAUGCACACAACAGGCUUGGUAAAUUGAAACUUAUGAAGAGUAUUGAUGAGUAUAUUAGUUCAACUCCACAAAUAGCUGAGGAUGGCGGAAUUGUUCUGGGAUCUAAAAGAACUACUGCAUUUCUGGUUGAUGCUAAGACUGGACGCCUGAUUUACACAUAUAAGAUGCCUGACUCUCCACCAACUCAGGAAAAUGAUACUAGUUUUCAUCACAAUGGCACCAUUGGGGGAGAAAGUCUGCCCCGAUACACGCUUUACAUCACCAGGACGGACUAUGCAUUAACAUCCUUUAUUCCAAACUCAGACAAAGUGUUGUGGAACAUGACGGUUGCUGAAAUGGGGGCUGCUGCUCUUUGCAAAGUUGAGGAUGCAUUUAAUGGGGAUAGUAUGGAGUCUGACAAAUCUGAACCUGAUGUACAUUUCAAUAUGCCAUUGCCAUGUCACUCAAGGGCCCUUAUCUACAGACGUCGAAGUCAUGAUAACAAUCUCCUCCCAGGGGCUCAUCCUCAGGGUAUGCUGCCAAAUCCAGAUCCUCCUUUACAACCAAAUGUUGAUAAUGCAGCUAUGCCUGUGUCCGGUAGCACCUCCCUCUUAAAAGAUAUUAUGAGAAAAACUAUGUUUGGCAUAUUGGUGGUGUUCAUAAUUUUAUUAAUCAAAAGAAAAAAUUUACAAGAUGACAAAAAUCCAUUCAAAGAAGGAAUAACCAAUUGCCCUGAGAGAUUGAGCAUGCCAGUUCGCAGUAUUUUAGCUACUCUUACACGUAAUCGUGAUUUAGUGGCUGAACUCAAGUUGGAUAGAGAACUUGGGAACCCACAUUCACCAAAUGUACCUUCAAAAAGGAAGAAAUCUCGGAAGUCUGGGAACAAUGGGAGCAAUGGCGUUAAAAGUGAUAAAGACACCUCUUCUGGUUCUGGACUUAAAUAUGCAGACGUGGAUGCUGAUAAUAAACUGUUGUUGAACCUCUUUGAACCAAGUAUCUGUAGCAAAGGUGGACGCUCUAUUGGUAAAUUGUUCGUGUCCAGUACAGAGAUUGCUAAAGGGAGCAAUGGUACAGUUGUCUUUGAAGGAAUUUAUGAAGGUCGUGCAGUUGCGGUGAAAAGGCUUGUCCGGGCACAUCAUGAUAUUGCCUUCAAAGAGAUAAAGAAUCUUAUUGCAUCUGAUCGACAUUCAAAUAUCGUUCGGUGGUAUGGUGUGGAACAAGACCAAGAUUUUGUUUACCUUGCGUUGGAACGCUGCAUUUGCAGCUUGAGUGACCUUAUUCAGAUUCACGCUGACACUUUAGAAAAUGCAUGUCCUAACCAGAACUUGGAUGGAGAAUCUACAAAGCAUAGAAUUUAUUUGGACAAUUUGAAGGGUAUUUUUCUGGAUACUGACUUAAUGAAGGAAAAUGGUUGUCCUUCACCUCUGUUGCUCAAAUUGAUGAGGGAUGUGGUUUCUGGCCUUGUGCAUCUCCAUGAUCUGGGGAUCAUUCAUCGAGACCUGAAGCCCCAAAAUGUUCUGAUAAUUAAGGAAAGACUCUUAUGUGCUAAGCUUUCUGAUAUGGGAAUCAGCAAGCGCCUCAUCGGAGAUAUGUCUUCAUUGGGUCAUCACGCAACAGGUUAUGGAAGUUCGGGAUGGCAAGCUCCUGAACAGCUUCUUCAUGGACGUCAAACACGUGCUGUUGAUAUGUUCAGUCUGGGCUCUGUUCUGUUUUUCUGUGUGACUGGUGGUAGUCAUCCCUUUGGAAGCCCUCUUGAGCGUGACAUUAAUAUUACAAAGAAUAAAGUUGAUCUUUUCUUGGUGGAACACAUCCCUGAAGCUGUGGAUCUAUUUUCUCGUUUGUUAGAUCCCAAUGCUGAAUUGAGACCAAAGGCAGUUGAGGUGCUCGUUCAUCCUUUCUUUUGGACUGCUGAGAUGCGACUGUCAUUUCUUCGCGACUCAAGCGACAGGGUGGAACUCGAAGACAGGGAGACGUCUUCUGAUCUUCUGAAAGCAUUAGAAGGUACAGCGCCGGUUGCUUUGGGUGGAAAAUGGGACGAGAAGAUGGAACCUCCUUUCCUAAAGAAUAUUGGCCAUUACAGGCGAUAUAGGUUUGACAGUGUUCGUGAUUUGCUGCGUGUCAUGCGGAACAAGCUAAAUCAUUACAGAGAGCUUCCCACCAAAAUUCAGGGAAUUUUAGGAGCUGUACCAGAAGGAUUUGAUGGCUAUUUUAGGAGUCGGUUUCCUCAACUACUAAUAGAAGUAUAUAAAGUGAUGUCAGAAUACUGCAAGGAUGAAGACUGUUUUCAGAAGUACUUCACAAGCAGUGAACUCUAGACUCCUCCAGAUAGCAUCUGAAUCUUGUUCCAUUCUUACAUUACAUGUAUGAUGUAUGAUGUAAUUAUAGUCUAAAUAUGUAAAUAUGAACCUGUGCUGGUGGGAGGUACCGGAUAGCUGUCCUGAUACCACUACCACUGUUAUAGGAAAAAGAAAAAAUAAUGUAAAUAUGAAAUCUUGUGUAAUGUUUAUGAAGUAUGUUUACCAACAUUUUUUU